CUCUGCUCCGCUCUGCCGCGCGAUGUCGACCGGGGCGCCGCCGCCGUUCGCCGUCGCUUCCCUCACCCACCAAUGCUCCGUCCUUCUCCGCCGCCUCGCCGAGGGCUACUCCCCGGCGCCGGCCUACGCCUCCACGUUCCUCCGCGCCCUACGCUGCCUCCACGCCCGCCUCCUCACCGCCAACCUCCUCCACGCCCCGUCCCACCCCCACCUCACCCUCCGCCUCAUCCACCUCUACACCCUCUCCCCCGACCUCGCCACCCCCGCAGCCCUCUUCCGCUACGACCCUGGCCCCGUCGCCGCCACCUCCCUCGUCGCCGCGCACGCCGCCGCUGGCCGCCUCCGCGAUGCCGCCGCCUUCUUCGACGCCGUCCCGCCCGCCCGCCGCGACACCGUGCUCCACAACGCCAUGAUAUCCGCGUUCGCACGAGCGUCCCUCGCCGCGCCCGCGGUCUCCGUGUUCCGCACCCUGCUGGGCUCCGGCCCCCUUCGCCCCGACGAUUACUCCUUCACCGCGCUCCUCAGCGCCGUCGGCCAGAUGCACAACCUCGCCACCUCGCAGUGCACGCAGCUGCACUGCUCAGUGCUCAAGUCCGGCGCGGCAGCUGUCUUGUCUGUGUCCAAUGCCCUCAUUGCUCUGUACAUGAAGUGUGACACGCUUGAGGCCUUGUGGGACGCACGGAAGGUGCUCGACGAAAUGCCGGAUAAGGAUGACCUCACAUGGACCACUAUAGUCGUCGGCUAUGUCAGGAGAGGUGAUGUUAGUGCUGCUAGAUCAGUUUUUGAGGAGGUUGAUGGAAAGUUCGAUGUCGUGUGGAAUGCGAUGAUAUCAGGGUAUGUGCAAUCAGGAAUGUGUGCAGACGCAUUUGAGCUAUUCAGGAGGAUGGUGUCAGAAAAGGUUCCACUUGAUGAAUUCACAUUUACAAGUGUCCUGAGUGCGUGUGCAAAUAAUGGAUUCUUUGUGCACGGGAAGUCGGUCCAUAGUCAGAUUAUUCGGUUGCAGCCAAAUUUCGUUCCUGAUGCAGCAUUGCCUGUUAACAAUGCGUUGGUAACUUUGUACUCAAAGGGCGGAAAUAUUGUGGUUGCAAAAAGGAUAUUUGAUACUAUGAAACUGAAGGACGUUGUUUCUUGGAACACCAUUUUGUCAGGAUACAUUGAUAGCGGGUGUUUGGACAAAGCAGCUGAGCUAUUUAAGGUGAUGCCAUAUAAAAAUGAUUUGUCAUGGAUGGUGAUGGUCUCAGGAUAUGUCCACGGAGGUCUCUCAGAAGAUGCUCUGAAACUGUUUAACCAGAUGAGAGUUGAGGAUGUCAAGCCAUGCGACUACACCUAUGCUGGUGCAAUAGCUGCCUGUGGUGAACUUGGAGCACUGAAGCAUGGAAGGCAACUUCAUGCUCAUCUUGUGCGGUGUGGAUUUGAAGCGAGCAAUUCUGCUGGAAAUGCACUUCUAACAAUGUACGCCAAGUGUGGCGCUGUUAAGGAUGCUCGUGUUGUGUUCCUUGUGAUGCCCAAUGUAGACUCUGUCUCGUGGAAUGCCAUGAUUUCAGCACUUGGGCAACAUGGAUAUGGUAGGGAGGCACUUGAGCUCUUUGACAAGAUGGUUACUGAAGGCAUAUAUCCUGAUCGAAUUUCUUUCCUCACAAUUUUGACAGCAUGUAACCAUGCUGGAUUGGUAGAUGAAGGCUUCCAUUAUUUUGAGUCCAUGAAGAGGGACUUCAGCAUUAGUCCUGGAGAAGAUCACUAUGCACGGCUGAUAGAUUUGCUUGGUCGGGCUGGAAGAAUUGGAGAAGCUAGAUAUUUGAUCAAGAAAAUGCCUUUCGAGCCUACCCCGUCCAUUUGGGAGGCAAUUCUCUCUGGUUGUCGCACCAAUGGAGAUAUGGAAUUUGGUGCCUAUGCAGCAGAUCAGCUGUUUAGGAUGAUACCACAGCAUGAUGGAACAUACAUCCUACUGUCUAACACAUAUUCAGCUGCUGGACGUUGGGUCGAUGCUGCAAGAGUUAGAAAGCUAAUGCGUGAUCGUGGGGUCAAGAAAGAGCCUGGGUGCAGUUGGAUAGAAGUAGGAAGCAAAACCCAUGUGUUCCUUGUUGGUGAUACAAAACAUCCAGAAGCGCAGGCAGUCUACCAAUUCCUUGAAGUGAUUGGUGCUAGGAUGAGAAAGCUGGGAUAUGUUCCUGAUACAAAGUUUGUGCUGCAUGAUAUGGAGCCCCAUGAAAAGGAAUAUGUACUGUUUGCACAUAGUGAGAAGCUGGCAGUUGGAUUUGGACUUCUAAAGUUGCCUCCUGGAGCUACAGUUACUGUUUUAAAAAACUUGAGAAUAUGUGGUGACUGUCAUACUGCAAUGAUUUUCAUGUCAAAGGCGGUCGGACGGGAAAUUGUCGUUAGAGAUGUCAGGCGGUUUCAUCAUUUCAAGGAUGGAGAAUGUUCAUGUGGUAAUUAUUGGUGAAUAUUUUCUUCUGCGGUCAUAGCAGCAUGCCUUCUGACAGAUGUUCCUGUGGUCCCUGUCUCAAUAGAGGGCUUGAAUAUGGUUUAGGAGAAUGGACUAAUUCAGAUUUUUGUUUUAAGAAAACUAUAGCGGGCAUUGCUAGCCUGAACUUUUAUUGAUCUAAAGAGAUGUUAUUACAAGUAUUGGAAGUACAGGGGGUGAGCAGAAAAAGAAGGGAACAAAUCAAAUAUUAAAAGCCUCUUCUGGUUCUUUUCUGCGCGGCCUCUCUCGUCAUGGGGAAGAGUAAGAAGAGCGAGGUCCUUGGCAGUGGCGGCCUGAUCUACAGCAGCCACGCCAACAGCGUGGGCUCGUCGUCGACAGCACUGUCAGAACUAUUCAUCUCUUAAGCUACCGAUCAUGUCAACUAGCAGUAGUUCGUUUUCAGCAAGUACAUCGAUGCGCUUUAUGAGAAGAGGUGAAGUUUCUGUAGCCAUUUCUAGUGCCCCGUUCCCAUUCAGGAGGUCUUGGUCGAUGCUUUUGAAAGCUUCAUUCUUCAGUCUUGUGGAGAACAAGUAAAUUAGAACAUUCGAUUAGUCAAAUCUUAUAAUUGCAUGCAAAUAUAAUAGUUACAUAAUUGCCAGCGGUAGGAUGUGCAAUAAUAUUGAUUUUUCUAGGUUUCAAAGGUUAAUUUUCACACUUUCUUUGAAAAGGUACACAGGAUGAAUCGGAAUAUCGCCAGGACGCCAGCAAAGCUACAAUGUGAGCUAGCUUGAUCCCUAAAAGGAACCCUCGAAAAACAUCCAGCCGAUUCUAUUUAAAUCUUUAUGAAAAAAUGGAUCUUCUUGCUAGCUUGUUGCUGCUGCAAGGGAGAACGGAAUGAGUUUCUGAAUUGUGCAUACUUUGUCAAUGGGCAUUUUCAUCCUGCACGCGGCACACAAACCAACUUGCAUUAGUACAGGCAUUUUCUAUUGAUUGCAGCAUUUUAUUUGUGUUCAAUUCAAAUUUACAGAAACAGCGAUUGCCGGGGAGGCAUUUCAAACUGCAGCAAGUUUGCAUAUUUAUUGUCUAGCGACAAAUCUUAGGAUGUCUUUUUUUUCCCGGGCACAAUUUUUCUGGUCUAUUGUACCGUGCACCAACUGCUUUUACUGAUUUCACAAAUCCUACUAUCUGAAU
Oryza brachyantha (malo sina) is the source of this 3592-nucleotide messenger RNA. Its product is annotated as pentatricopeptide repeat-containing protein At1g25360. Gene Ontology annotation, biological process: RNA modification. NCBI's taxonomy places the organism in Eukaryota, Viridiplantae, Streptophyta, Magnoliopsida, Poales, Poaceae. Bases 23 to 2440 code for a protein of 805 amino acids. The record is from RefSeq and is a predicted model, not a curated record. Gene Ontology annotation, molecular function: protein binding; zinc ion binding; RNA binding. The transcript has 4 exons.